Messenger RNA from Diachasmimorpha longicaudata, 2010 nucleotides. RefSeq names its product deoxyribodipyrimidine photo-lyase-like. The transcript has 7 exons. Gene Ontology annotation, molecular function: deoxyribodipyrimidine photo-lyase activity. The record is from RefSeq and is a predicted model, not a curated record. The coding region runs from base 361 to 1893 and encodes 510 amino acids. NCBI's taxonomy places the organism in Eukaryota, Metazoa, Arthropoda, Insecta, Hymenoptera, Braconidae. Gene Ontology annotation, biological process: photoreactive repair.
CCCGGUAGAAUAUGCGUUUGAUUCAAUCAAAAUCAAGGUCGUGGUAUCAAUCGUUCUUUCAUGAUGAAGGGAUCAGCCAAGAGAACAUAAUCAGGCAAUAAAACAUUCGAACGCCACACAUAUUCUUUCAACUCAAUGGUACAAUGAAUCUCAACAUUAAUCAGGGAACGCACGCGAUGCUUCUCAACCCAGCGAACGGCCGAACGCCAUUUUAGCUGUGCGCACAAAGGUGCGCCGUACAUGUGCCCCCGAGUCUCUCUCUAACACCCCUGUAUUGAAAGCCGUGUUUUCAUGUCCCUCUCGCUAAUUUCAUUCGACUUGUUGAUGUUUUGAUUCUUGCGUGAAAAUUCGGAAUAUUAGAUGUCGAGUAAAUUUCAAGGGAUGACAUCAACCAAGAAGAAAGCAAAACUACUGCGAUUGUUGGAAAAAUUCAUCGACAAUCGUGAGAAGACUGCCGAUUCGAUAAUGAAUUUUUCGAUGAAUAAAAAACGGAUAAGACUCUUGUCGAAUGCCAAGGAAGUCGUGAAGGAUUCUAGAGGGAUCUUGUAUUGGAUGUUUCGAGAUCCCAGAGUUCAAGACAAUUGGGCCUUUCUCUACGCACAAAAACUGGCCUUGAAAAAUCGUCUCCCUUUGCAUGUCUGCUACUGCAUUUUACCGAAAUUUCUGGACGCUACAUUGCGUCAUUACAAAUUUCUUGUUGAAUCCUUGGAGGAGGUCUCCACUGAUUGCAAAGAAUUGAAUAUCAAUUUCCAUCUGCUCCUGGGCGAGCCCAACUCGGUCGUCCUGGAUUUUGUUAACAAGCACAGUAUGGGAGCCCUUGUCAUUGAUUUCUUCCCACUGAGACUGCCAAUGUUUUGGGUAGAGGAUAUUAGGAAGAAAUUACCUGAGGAUAUUCCACUCUGUCAGGUUGAUGCUCACAAUGUCGUCCCCUGCUGGCAGGUCUCCGAUAAACUGGAGUACGCAGCUCGCACAAUCAGACCCAAAAUAACUUCGAAACUACCAGAGUAUCUGACAGAGUUUCCUCCGGUGAUAAAACACCCCCACGACAGCGCCUUCAAAUUCCCCAAGAUCGAUUGGAAAAAUUGUCUGAAUCAAGUCCUGAUCGAUAAGACAGUGGAUAAGGUGGAGUGGUGCAAGCCCGGGUACCGAGGGGCUGUGGGACAGCUUGAGACCUUCAUCAGCGAACGUCUCCAGAACUACAACGAGAAGAGGAAUGAUCCUGUGCAGGAUGCCACCAGUGGACUCUCCCCUUGGUUUCACUUUGGCCAGAUUUCUGUGGCCAGAGUCAUCUUGGAGGUCCAAGAACACAAGAAGAACCACCAGGAGUCAGUCAAUUCCUUUAUUGAGGAGGCGGUUAUCAGGAGAGAAUUGAGCGACAAUUUCUGUUUUUAUAAUGAGAAUUACGACAAACUCGAGGGAGGCAAUGCCUGGGCUAUUCAAUCCCUGAAUGCACACAGGGAAGACCGGAGGGAGUGGGUGUACACGUUAGAGGAAUUUGAGAAUUCUCAGACCCACGAGGAUCUGUGGAACGCAGCCCAGAAUCAGCUGGUGAGGGAUGGAAAAAUUCAUGGAUUCAUGAGGAUGUACUGGGCGAAGAAAAUUCUGGAGUGGAGUCCAACGCCUGAGGAUGCUCUAGCCUGCUCAAUCUACCUCAAUGACAAGUACAGUAUGGACGGCCGAGAUCCUAAUGGUUAUGUUGGGUGCAUGUGGUCGAUUUGUGGAGUUCACGAUCAGGGAUGGAAGGAGCGUGAGAUAUUCGGGAAGAUUCGUUUCAUGAACUACAAAGGGUGCGAGAGAAAGUUCGAUGUGAAAGCUUACGUGGAAAAAUUCGAUGGAAAAAUCGUGAACAAGAAGGAACCAGUCGAAAAAAACCUCAAGAAAUCGAAGAAAUAAUUCAUGAAAUAUUGUUCUCCAUUUACUUCACAAUUUGUUUUCUUUGAACACUAUCUGUUAAUGUUACCCAUAUUUUAUUAAAACAUAAAAAAUGCAGAAGCAUUUUAUUUUCAAUAA